Coprinopsis cinerea okayama7#130 is the source of this 435-nucleotide messenger RNA. RefSeq lists its product as hypothetical. Bases 1 to 435 code for a protein of 144 amino acids. Lineage: Eukaryota; Fungi; Basidiomycota; Agaricomycetes; Agaricales; Psathyrellaceae. The record is from RefSeq and is a predicted model, not a curated record. The transcript has a single exon.
AUGGUAGACCAAGUUGUAAAGAUACAAGCCUCAUUUAAGUACAUCAUCGGCGGGGCUUAUGCGUCAGGUAUUCCCAGCCGUUAUGGCAACUGGAACGGCGGGUCCGAUCUGUUGAGUUUCACGCACUCCAAAUUGGUCCUUUGGCGGAGAAAAAUCUCCCUCCUGCCCCUUGUGUGGGGUACCUCCUACCCUCCGGUACGGGAUUCCCGGCCCGGGACCCCCUUGGUGUUUUGUCCAAUGUCUCUGUUCACUUGGAACAUUUCUCAUCCAAGUGGAUGUAUCCAAUUACCGAGCAAAUACCCACCGUCUACAUCAAGUUGUGUUGGUGACAUGUAUACCUCGAAGAUUGAGAAGACGCCACUGGAGGUCUCUUGGGUAACGCUUUCUAUCGGAUACGAACUGCGGGGCUUCCGCCUAAGCCUUAUUCAACCUUGA